Molecule: messenger RNA, 539 nt
Organism: Dentiscutata heterogama
Lineage: Eukaryota; Fungi; Glomeromycota; Glomeromycetes; Diversisporales; Gigasporaceae
Source: the annotation of a GenBank genome assembly
AUGAUUAACGUAUUUGAUGAUUCAUCAUUAGAAAGGUUUGAUAUUCAACUAAAUGGUAUUGGCUCCAAAGAACUACACGGAGAAAUUUCAAAAAGGCUUAAUAUUGAAUAUCUAUCAGACUACCUUAAUACCAAAGAAUUGAAAGAAGUUAACGGAAUUAUAUUUGGUUAUAAUUUCGGAAUUUUUGUCUCUUUACCAGUCAAAAUCAAACAUCAAGUGAAGAAUGUACACUUCCUUAUCGAUACAGGAUCUCCAAGAACAUAUGUCUGCGAAGAAGUAUAUGAUUCAUUCAAGACUACGGUCAAUUCAACUGUUCCUAGAGUGUUAAUAAACAACAAACCUAUAUUUGCACACUUAUCACCUAAUGAUUCACACUUUACGGAUAUAAAUGUUCUCGGAGCAGAAUAUCUAAAACUUACUGGUGCAAGAUUAUUCGCAAAUUAUGAAGACGAAGAUAUUUCUGUACUCUUUGAAUCCUUUAAUGAAGAUAUUCAAAAUAACAAAAUUAAACCGAAUUUUCAAAUUCAAGAAAAUUUUCA